CUGGAUUUGGGAAGGAGCUCGCGGCGGCGGCGCUGAGGGAGGAGGCGGCGGCGAGCGGAGCCCAGAGGAGGAGGAGGAGCCGGAGGAGGGGGAACCGCUCAUUCAUUUCCACUCCGCAUUUCUACCCCUCGCCGGCCUCGCCCGCGCCCGGGACUUCGGACCAGUCUCGCCAACUGCGUCGCGCUCUCCCGCCGCGUAGGCUCCGGUGGUCGUUCCCUCUAGGGAUCCGGGGGGCGUUUGUCUUCGCCUGCGGCGAUUUGGGCUUUGCUUCUCUUUCUGUACAGUUUUCCUCCCUCUUCUGCAUCUCUGGGUUUGCAAAUGGAGGCCGACGACGCCGACAGCCCGCCCCGGCGCGCCUCGGCUUCCCGACUCCGCCGCCCCGUGGGCCGCUGCUGCCGGCGCUGAGGGGCCGCCCCGCGCCACCCUCCCUGUCCACGCCGCUUUUCGAGGAUCGUAGCCUGCGCUCUUGUUUUUAGACGAGAGUGAGGACUGAGUUGAAGACUUUUUUUUUCUUUUCUUUUUUUUUUUUUUCCUUUUUUUUUGAGAAAAGGGAAUUUCGUCCCAAAUAAAAGGAAUGAAGUCUGGCUCCGGAGGAGGGUCCCCGACCUCGCUGUGGGGGCUCGUGUUUCUCUCCGCCGCGCUCUCGCUCUGGCCGACGAGUGGAGAAAUCUGUGGGCCCGGCAUUGACAUCCGCAAUGACUAUCAGCAGCUGAAGCGCCUGGAAAACUGCACGGUGAUCGAGGGCUUCCUCCACAUCCUGCUCAUCUCCAAGGCCGAGGACUACCGAAGCUACCGCUUCCCCAAGCUCACGGUCAUCACCGAGUAUUUGCUGCUGUUUCGAGUGGCCGGCCUUGAGAGCCUGGGAGACCUCUUCCCGAACCUCACAGUCAUCCGUGGCUGGAAACUCUUCUACAACUACGCACUGGUCAUCUUUGAGAUGACCAAUCUCAAGGAUAUUGGGCUUUAUAAUCUGAGGAACAUUACUCGGGGGGCCAUCAGGAUUGAGAAAAACGCUGACCUCUGUUACCUCUCCACCAUAGACUGGUCUCUCAUCUUGGAUGCAGUGUCCAAUAACUACAUUGUGGGGAACAAGCCCCCAAAGGAAUGUGGGGACCUGUGUCCAGGGACAUUGGAGGAGAAGCCCAUGUGUGAGAAGACCACCAUCAACAAUGAGUACAACUACCGCUGCUGGACCACAAAUCGCUGCCAGAAAAUGUGCCCAAGUGUGUGCGGGAAGCGAGCCUGCACGGAGAACAACGAGUGCUGCCACCCGGAGUGCCUGGGCAGCUGCCAUACACCUGACGACAACACAACCUGUGUGGCCUGCCGACACUACUACUACAAAGGCGUGUGCGUGCCUGCCUGCCCGCCUGGCACCUACAGGUUCGAGGGCUGGCGCUGUGUGGACCGAGAUUUCUGCGCCAACAUCCCCAACGCCGAAAGCAGUGACUCGGAUGGCUUCGUCAUCCACGACGGCGAGUGCAUGCAGGAGUGUCCCUCAGGCUUCAUCCGCAACAGCACUCAGAGCAUGUACUGUAUUCCCUGCGAAGGCCCCUGCCCCAAAGUUUGCGGUGAUGAAGAAAAGAAAACAAAAACCAUCGAUUCGGUUACUUCUGCUCAAAUGCUCCAAGGAUGCACCAUCUUGAAGGGCAAUCUGCUGAUUAACAUCAGGCGAGGCAAUAACAUUGCCUCGGAAUUGGAGAACUUCAUGGGGCUCAUCGAGGUAGUGACCGGCUACGUUAAGAUCCGCCAUUCCCAUGCCUUGGUCUCCUUGUCUUUCCUGAAGAAUCUUCGUCUCAUCUUAGGAGAGGAACAGCUAGAAGGGAACUACUCCUUCUAUGUCCUGGACAACCAGAACUUGCAGCAGCUGUGGGACUGGAACCACCGGAACCUGACCGUCAGGUCAGGGAAAAUGUAUUUUGCUUUCAACCCCAAGCUGUGUGUCUCUGAAAUUUACCGCAUGGAGGAAGUGACCGGAACAAAGGGACGUCAGAGCAAAGGGGACAUCAACACCAGGAACAACGGAGAGCGAGCUUCCUGUGAAAGUGAUGUUCUCCGUUUCACCUCCACCACCACCUGGAAGAACCGCAUCAUCAUAACAUGGCACCGGUACCGGCCACCAGACUACCGGGAUCUCAUCAGUUUCACAGUUUACUACAAGGAGGCACCCUUUAAAAAUGUCACGGAAUAUGACGGGCAGGAUGCCUGUGGCUCCAACAGCUGGAACAUGGUGGAUGUGGACCUACCUCCGAACAAGGAGGGGGAGCCUGGCAUUUUACUGCAUGGGCUGAAGCCCUGGACCCAGUAUGCUGUCUAUGUCAAGGCUGUGACCCUCACCAUGGUGGAAAACGACCACAUCCGUGGGGCCAAAAGUGAAAUCUUGUACAUUCGCACCAAUGCUUCAGUUCCUUCCAUUCCCCUAGAUGUCCUCUCAGCAUCCAACUCUUCCUCUCAGCUGAUUGUGAAGUGGAAUCCCCCAACGCUGCCCAAUGGUAACUUGAGUUACUACAUUGUGAGGUGGCAGCGGCAGCCGCAGGAUGGCUACCUGUACCGGCACAACUACUGCUCCAAAGACAAGAUACCCAUCAGAAAGUAUGCCGACGGUACCAUCGAUGUGGAGGAGGUGACAGAAAAUCCCAAGACAGAAGUGUGUGGUGGUGAUAAAGGGCCAUGCUGUGCUUGUCCUAAAACUGAAGCUGAGAAGCAGGCUGAGAAGGAGGAGGCUGAGUACCGUAAAGUCUUUGAGAAUUUCCUCCACAAUUCCAUCUUUGUGCCCAGACCCGAAAGGAGGCGGAGAGACGUCAUGCAAGUGGCCAACACCACCAUGUCCAGCCGAAGCAGGAACACCACAGUAGCUGACACCUACAAUAUCACAGAUCCAGAAGAGUUCGAGACAGAAUAUCCUUUCUUUGAGAGCAGAGUGGAUAACAAGGAGAGGACUGUCAUCUCCAACCUCCGGCCAUUCACUCUCUACCGUAUCGAUAUCCACAGCUGCAACCACGAGGCUGAGAAGCUGGGCUGCAGCGCUUCCAACUUUGUCUUUGCUAGAACCAUGCCAGCAGAAGGAGCAGAUGACAUUCCUGGCCCAGUGACCUGGGAGCCAAGACCUGAAAACUCCAUCUUUUUAAAGUGGCCAGAACCAGAGAACCCCAACGGAUUGAUUCUAAUGUAUGAAAUAAAAUACGGGUCCCAAGUCGAGGAUCAGCGGGAAUGUGUAUCCAGACAGGAGUACAGGAAGUAUGGAGGGGCCAAACUUAACCGUCUAAACCCAGGGAACUAUACAGCCCGGAUUCAGGCUACUUCCCUCUCUGGGAAUGGGUCGUGGACAGAUCCUGUGUUCUUCUAUGUCCCAGCCAAAACGACGUAUGAGAAUUUCAUGCAUCUGAUCAUUGCUCUGCCAGUUGCCAUUCUGCUGAUCGUUGGGGGGCUGGUAAUCAUGCUGUAUGUCUUCCAUAGAAAGAGAAAUAACAGCAGGUUGGGCAAUGGAGUGUUGUACGCCUCCGUGAACCCUGAGUAUUUCAGCGCAGCUGAUGUGUACGUGCCUGAUGAAUGGGAGGUAGCUCGAGAGAAGAUCACCAUGAACCGGGAGCUUGGACAAGGGUCCUUUGGGAUGGUCUAUGAAGGAGUGGCCAAGGGUGUGGUCAAGGAUGAACCUGAAACCAGAGUGGCCAUCAAGACAGUGAACGAGGCUGCAAGUAUGCGUGAAAGAAUCGAGUUUCUCAACGAGGCUUCAGUGAUGAAGGAGUUCAACUGUCACCAUGUGGUCCGGUUGCUAGGUGUGGUGUCUCAAGGCCAGCCCACCCUGGUCAUCAUGGAACUAAUGACACGAGGUGAUCUCAAAAGUUAUCUCCGGUCUCUAAGGCCAGAAGUGGAGCAGAAUAAUCUAGUCCUCAUUCCUCCGAGCUUAAGCAAAAUGAUCCAGAUGGCUGGAGAGAUUGCAGACGGUAUGGCCUACCUCAACGCCAACAAGUUCGUCCACAGAGACCUUGCUGCGCGGAACUGCAUGGUAGCUGAAGAUUUCACGGUCAAAAUUGGAGAUUUUGGUAUGACACGAGACAUCUAUGAGACAGACUACUACCGGAAAGGCGGGAAGGGGUUGCUGCCUGUGCGCUGGAUGUCUCCCGAGUCCCUCAAGGAUGGUGUCUUCACUACUCAUUCUGACGUCUGGUCCUUUGGGGUCGUCCUCUGGGAGAUUGCCACACUGGCUGAGCAGCCCUACCAGGGCUUGUCCAACGAGCAAGUUCUUCGUUUCGUCAUGGAGGGCGGCCUUCUAGACAAGCCAGACAACUGCCCCGAUAUGCUGUUUGAACUUAUGCGCAUGUGCUGGCAGUAUAACCCCAAGAUGCGGCCCUCCUUCUUGGAGAUCAUCGGCAGCAUCAAGGAUGAGAUGGAGCCCAGCUUCCAGGAGGUCUCCUUCUACUACAGUGACGAGAACAAGCCUCCCGAGCCGGAGGAGCUGGAGAUGGAGCUGGAGAUGGAGCCCGAGAACAUGGAGAGCGUCCCGCUGGACCCUUCGGCCUCCUCAGCCUCCCUGCCUCUGCCUGAAAGACACUCAGGACACAAGGCUGAAAAUGGCCCAGGCCCCGGCGUGCUGGUUCUCCGUGCCAGUUUUGAUGAGAGACAGCCUUACGCUCACAUGAACGGGGGCCGCGCCAACGAGAGGGCCUUGCCUCUGCCCCAGUCCUCGACCUGCUGAUCCUCGGACACCGAAGCACGUGCAAAGUAACGUGUGUGUGUGUGUGUGUGUGUGUGUGUGUGUGUGUGUGUGUGUCCCACUCGGUGGGUGGGGGGGAGAGCAGGUUGUAACAAUCUAUUCACAAGCCUCCUGUACCUCAGUGGAUCUUCAGAACUGCCAUUGCUGCCCACGGGAGAUGGCUUCUCUGCAGUAAACACAUUUGGGACCUUCCUUUUUUUCAAUAUGCAAGCAGCUUUUUUUAUUUCCCCUACCCGAACCCUUAACUGACAUGGGCCUCUGCAAACCUUAAUGGCAACACUUAAUAGCAACAGGAUACUCGAGAAUUGAGUCUCCUCAUUCUCUGCCUUUUUCUCUCUUCUGCCUUCCCUCUCUCCUCUCCCCUCCCACUUCCACGCUCCCCUUUCUCUUUUUUCUGCUUCACAGUGGAAAAAAAUGUUUGCGAAAGCCCAGCUGGGAAGCCUUUUUUUGUUGUUGUUUUUUUAUCAGAUUGAUGUAAUGGCUGUCCCUGGGGCUCCUUAUCAACCCCUGUAUACACCUGCCUGAUACCAUAGGUCUUUACAAAAAAAGGAAAAAGAAAAAAAAAAUCGCACACUGAGAUGGAAUUUUUUAACUGUACCUUUAACCUUUUUUUUUUUUUUUAGGGUCAUCCAAAAAUUUAAAAGGGCCAUUGUUCAUCCGUGGUUAUCAUUUUCACGCUGCCAAUGUUUGCCAAAAUCCUGUUUUUGGUUUGGUUUUUCUCACGCACGUGUACUCCCUGCACUGAUUUCCCUUUGUCCAGAGGCAUGGGAUGAAGCGUGGCAUCUAGUCGAGAAUACCAUUUGAGAGACACAUUGUUGAGGCCCCCACUGUGCCCGGCAUGCUUUCCUAGCCCACGCCCCCCCGGGUCUCAUUGCGUGAUGACUAGGUUACUGUUUGAGAGAACUGGACAAGAUGGAACUCACCCUCCUUGAAGAAGGGUAAAGUGGAACUGGCUGUCUACCCCACCCCACCCACAGCACCCCAAGAAUCCUGGAGGAAAUGGCCAUGAGCAAGCCUGAAGGUGGUCCUCAUACCAGCCUCGUCCCCUCCCCAGCCUCCCUCCUGGCCCCCCUGAGGGACACAUGCGAAAGGGUUCCAGGUUCCAGGGACUCUGCCCGGCAGUGGGUACAGAUGUGCAAGGAAGGGAUUCAGACCCACAGCAGCGUGGAGCAUCCCAGGCAGUGGAUCCAAGCAGUCUGAGUUGUCACAUGGUCUGUUACUAGGACUUCUUCAUGGGUCUCUCAGUUCUAUGUUAGACCAUGAAACAUUUGCAUACACGUUGUCUUUAAUGUCAGUUUUAUAACUUUUUUACAGUUCAGAUAUUCAUCUAUACGUCUGUACAGGAAAAAAAAUAGCUGCUAUUUUUUUUUUUUUUGUUCUUUAUCUUUGUGGAUUUAAUCUAUGAAACUUUCAGGUCUACCCUUCUUCCUUUCUGCUCACUCCAAGAAACUUCCUAUGCUUAUUUACUAGCGUGUGGUUUUUUUUCUUCCUCUUCUCCGGCAACUGAUGCUUCUAGGACAUAAUUUGCCAUGAACUGUUUGAUGCCUUUUUUAUAAACACAUCUCCCUUCCCCUCCUCCCUGUAGCCCCAUUCAUUAUCCUCUAACCCAUAGGCUCUGUGAGCACAGUCGCUGGUAAGGGAGUGGGGAGGGUGGGAGGCUAGAGUCCACGUACUCCUGGGCCCUGCUCUCUCCUUUCUGUACCUCCCACACACAGCAUUGGAGUCUGUUACAGUGCAAGGCAUGCCACAAACUCAGGUCAGAAACAAAAAGGUUAAAAAUCCCACACAUCCUGGUUUAGUGUUUCUAGUUCCCAUUGUUGAAAGUCACACUUUGCUUUCUCUCCUUGCUUUGGUUCACACACACACACACACACACACACACACACACACACGCACGCACGCACACACACGCACACAUACACACACACACCAAUUUUGGGAUACAGUAGCAGUUUUAACUGCAGACAGUAGUCAUUGAAUUAUUUUUUAAUCACACACACCAAAAAAAAAAAAAAAAAAAAAAAAAAAAAAAAAAAGCUGUUGAGUCCCCAGGGAGCAGCAGAGCUGGCCCAGUGGCCCAUCUGCCACCUUUUGCCAUCUCUUCCAUUAGACUGACCCACCUGUCUUUAGAACCAGCAUGUCUGAAGGGGUGGCCUCCAUGUGAGUGGGGUGUAAGGCACCAAAGCCCCAUGAAGGUCCAAGGCAGAGCAGAGCUGACCCACUGUGGCCCUAGAGCCCCUUGCUGUUCUCUCUUAGCCAGGAUCCCAGAGCUCUGGGCCUGGAGGUCCUGUUUUGUUUCAUUUUUAGCACUUCUUUCCAGAACAGCGACAGGGUGAGAGAUGCUUCUGGGUGGAAAUAUUUAAAUUAGGAGUAAGAAAAAUGUUGGAAGAUGAUGAUUGCAGUUGUGACUGGAGAUUAGACAGAAAAGAAAGCUUGCAGUUCUCUGGCUUGUCUGUAGUUUCAGGCUCACAGCCCCUCCCUAGCCUCUGCCCCACAGUAUUUCCCCUUAACAAAAAUAGAGAAAAGGAGGGGGGGGGAACUUAUCGAGAAGGUAUUUCAUGUAGGAGUUUUAAUUUAUUUUGUGAUACCUGUUUUUAUCACUAUAGAGAAGCCCCCGUUAUGAAUUUAAAUGCUGAGGAAAAGAUGUAUGUAUCUCUGUAUAUGUGUGUAUUAGAUGGAACAGUUUUUGGUUUGCGGGGGGUGUUUUGUUUUUCAAACAUUUAUCUACCUCACUCUUGUUUUUCGUGUGUGUGUGUAUAUAUACAUAUAUAAUACAUCUCACACUUGUCAGAACCUGACAGGAGGCCAAUGGUAUUGGUAACCCACUCCACAGGCCACAUACCCAGGUGAAGCAGAGACUGGGAUAGGCUAGAUCCUGGGGUCAAAGCAACACUAACUCAAUCAACCUCUUCCUGUUCUGUCUCCAAAAGCCCACCUUUCCUAGGACGACUUUGGUCUUUCUCCUUACCUGGUUUCCUACUUUCAACCCAGCAACCAUCAUGAGCACAGAGCACACCAGUGGAGGGGGUUCACCUGCCCAUCCUCAGCUGGCUGACUUUGGAACAGAAGUUUAUACAGAUUGAAUGACUGACAAAUUCUAUCCCUAAGAGAGCAGGUACUCCCAGGUUUUGAGGGCAGGAGGCACCCACACAUAGGUUGUCUGAGAAUCCCAAUGUGUGCACAUGUCAGGGUGCCCUAUCAGCCCCCUCAGCUGCUCCUCUGAGACCUGCACUGCAGCAGGGGCAUGCCACCAUUGCUCUCUUGGCAUUGAUUCCUUUUAGAGGUACAGCCAUCAGGGAGCUUCCCCCUCCCCCCUCUGCUUCUGACAGAAGGCCAGUAUAAUAAAGGGGGCAAGACAAAGCCUGCACCCCCUGCAGGCUGCUGUCCUUCCCUCUUCUUCCCUGUCCCCCCAGGGCUAAACAAGGACUGACCAAAUCUUGAGGCUGGAAGGCCAGUGGUCGGCACCUAGCCUUCCCUGUGCUCUGCCUCUGUCCACCCCAUCCAUCUGCUGCUCAUGGGUGGACAGUGCAAUCCUCAACUCCAGCAGCUGCUCUCACAGGCCCUGGGGACUUCAGCCGGGAAACUUGGCGGCUGAUCUUUACCCCCAGUGUGGAGAACUGCCUGACAGUUCAGUUAAGCUCAGGAGCCCUUUGCCUCCUGCCAGAAUGCUGCCCUUCUCCGGGUUCCUAGAUGCUCACAGGGUCACUGGGAGAGACUGUUUGAUCAGGGUUUUCUUCUACACUGUAGGUGACUCUCUGCUAUAGUGACCUCUCCUCUCUUACACAUACCUACCGGUUUUCUACAACUGGAUUUCUACAGCUCAUUCAAUUAAUUUUAAGGGGUUCUUCUUCUUCUUCUUCCUCUUCUUCUUCCUCUUCCUCCUUCUCCUCCUCCUCUUCCUCUUCUUCUUCUUUUUGAAACUGUCUGAGUUGUUGGUGUUUUGUGUGAGUGUUUUUUUUUUUCUUUAAGUAGAGAGAGGACACUAACGGGGUAAUGUGUCCGUCAUAACAAAUGCUCCAGAAACACUUCAAUAAAAAUAAAAAGUUGGCUUGUAUGAGGGUGCAGUUCUGCUGGAUCCACCCACUCUGACUAUUGCAAGGCAUCAUGUCCACAGUUCUAGCCUGAUCCCAUGCUGAUGUUCCCGCCUCUUCCUGAUUUUUCUCUUUAUAUGCUUCAAGUAAUCUUACCAAGCUGAGUCGUGGCCUUUUUCACGCACCCCCCCCCCUUCUGACAGGAGCUCACACUGCUUGAAGUAACAUGAACCACUGAGGCACAGCAUGCAGGUGAUGUGAACGUUCAGGUGUCCCCCACACAGCCCUUCCUGAAUCGUGGAGAUCCAGUGGAGCCUGAGCUGUGUGCAGUCCACGCUUUCCCCCAUCUCCUUUCAGGAAUGUCCUAACAUUGGAUUCGGAGUUGGGAUGAGGCUUCCUCCUUAAGAUAUAAAAGACUGUUCAAGGCCAUCACUGGUCUCUCCUUCCUGCCUGUUUCUUAUCACUCGGAACAAUUCAAUGGUAGGAAAAAAAGCUUCAUAAAAUAGAAAAGUGAUCAUUAUGAGAUGAGCAGAUGGCAGAAUGGUAUACAGUAGUGUUUUUAGGGUGGGCUGACCAAUGGGUGAGCUAUGUAUGAUGCCAAGUUCUAAGCCAGUCUGAGCUCCCAGAGCCUCGGCCUUAAGAGCCUACCCUUGUUGGCAGUGACUAUACCUGAGACAGGCAAACAGUGGUGGCAAGGUCACACUGAGCUCAUGUGGGUGAGAAGUCUAAGAUGCUUUCCCAAGGUCCUCUGUCAUCAUUGCUGGGUCUUCUGAAAGUGGCCACACAGUGCUGAAGGCAACUCCUUUCCUACACGUUGGCAUCCUGCAGGAGACGGAACCACCUCAUCAAAAUGCUUUGGCCCAUUUUAUCAGUAAUGAAUUUAUGGUUUGGGUUUGUUGUUGUUGUUUUUAAAUGUUAGGUUUAUGUCUGUCUGAUGUCUUUUCAUUUCCUGGGCUAAGCAGCUGCAUUGGGAGACUUGGACCAGAGAGAUCCACUCCUUAAGAACCAGUGAUGAUGGUCAAACUUUAUCACUCCUCUUUGAACUAGGUGGUGGUACAAAUGAGAACUUCAAGACAGGAUGUUGUUUUAAAAUUGAACCCCUCCUACCAGAGAUGCUGAAGAUACAGACCUUGCACAAGCCAGGGGGUCUUUGCUUUGGGCCUCCAGCUUGGAUAACCAAUUGGUGAUGUAGAGAAAUGAACAUUUCUUGAUGGGAUGACAGAGUGAUAAGAGUGAUGGUGCAGUAGGUAACUAUGGUAACCGGCAUCGUGAUGUGAAGGGAAUUGCUGACAGUGGGUAAAGGGCCUAGAAAAAGCAUGGACCAUAUUUGGACUUGAUGGUUUCUGAAGGUGUCAGACCACAUGGAGGCUGUGGAGUCAUCUCCGGGCAUUUGGUUUCAGAUAAGAAACUUGGCAUCCUGCUCUGGAAACCUCUCCUAGAGCUAAGUCACGUGUUGAAGAACUCAGACUCCAUCACGCUCAUCAGAUGAGUUGUCAGUCUGGGGCAUGACGUUUAGGGAUUUAUUUUAUUUUGUUUCUGUGAGAACUUCAUAAUCACUGAUUUGUGUCCACAUUUGUGUCUGUAUCUUUCCAGUAAAACAUUCUUUAAAUUACUCAUUAUCGUUUCCAAUAGGGCUUCUAAGUCCAGUAGAUUACGGGUAGUCGUUGACGAAGAUCUGGUUUACAAGAACUAAUUAAAUGUUUCAUUGCAUUUUUGUAAGAACAUAGAAUAAUUUUAUAAAAUGUUUGUAGUUUAUAAUUGCCGAAAAUAAUUUAAAAACACUUUUUCUUCCUCUCUCUGUGUGCAAAAGUAUGUGUUUGUAGUCUUUUUUUUUCCCUCUGUUUUCUUCUUCUUUAUUUUUUGACACUUGUUUACUAGCUAGCUUUACAAUAUGCCAAAAAUAAAAAAUAAAAAUUAAAAAAAAAGGUAAUUAAUUAAUUAAAAAAAUUCUCCCUGGGACCCAAAUUGUGGUUCACUCUCUUUCCCACAUGCUUUCUGCUCUAGUUUGUAAAAAAAAAAUAAAUAAAUAUAAAAAAAAUAAAUUAAAAAACAAACAAACAAACAAAUGAAAGGAAUGCCAGUGGUUUAGAAAGUACUUCUGUAUUCUUCAGUACCUUGAUCUUGGAACCCUUUGCUGGGGAAAGGAAUUCUCUGUUACUUACUGUUCCCUGUGGAGUAGCAGCCUAAACAGAUGGAAAGAACCCAGAAUCUUGCUGGCCAUGGAAGUAGCAGUGUGUUGCCACCCAGCAAAGAGAUGACACUCACUGGUGACAUCUGGCUGGUGUUUGUCCUAGUUCCACAAUGCCAUGGAGAUGGGAGGGUUUCAGGUCACUGGAAUGGCUUCAUGGUGAUCACGUGAUUCUGUUUAUACAGGCCAUUGGCACACGUGCCUCAGAUCCUAAGGAAAGCUGUGCCUACCUGUAUUUAAUGCCGAACGCUGAAGGUCCAUUUUUUCCAAUACAGAACAAACUGGAAACAAAAACCACAACGUGUGUCCCCCUCACUCCCCCCUCCCUUUUUUAGAAUUAAAACCCAUGUCCUUGGGCUCCCCAUGCAUUAUUGGCAGUGUCUCUAUGUUUCCACUAGAUACCAUUGUUGAAAACAUCAGGAAUUUUCUAACACUGCAGGAAAAAAGUCUAGGAACCGUUUGUGGGUUUGUUUUGGUUUUUCAGUUUCUCGUGGGUAUUGGGCAGUGUGCAGACACAUACGCAGGUGGAACAGGUGCCUGCCUGGUGACAUCCCGUCUGCUUCCUAAGCCAGUGAGGCUGAGGUGAGAGCUUUCUCAGAGCUUGUCUACCUCUGGGAUUAAAAAGAAAAAAGUCAUAUCAGAAGGUGUGAUGGAAUGGAUGCAUCGCCAAUAAUGCAUUUCUAAGUUUUCUUGUUAAAUUUUUUCUUAAAAAAGAAAAAAAGUCUAAAAAAGAUAAUAAUAUGGCCAAUUUGUUACAUAAAAUAACUUUCUGUGUAUAAAUUAUUCCUAAAAAAAAAAAAAAACCCUCUGUUUAUAUAUAAAAGAAAAUCAGUAGAUAAAAAAAAAUUCAAUGUUUUUGUAUAUUCUGUUGUAAGAAUUUAUUCCUGUUACUGCGACAUACUCGGGAGUCUUUACAUUAUGGAAAAAGAAACUUUGUCUAUUUUGAAUGGCUGAAGCUAAGGCCACUUGAGUCUAUUACUCUGCUUUUUUCUAGUAGUUAAAGUACCACAUGGAUUAAGUUAAAUAAAAGAAUUCUGUAUGCAC
Arvicanthis niloticus (Nile rat) is the source of this 11977-nucleotide messenger RNA. It is a transcript of the gene Igf1r, whose product is annotated as insulin like growth factor 1 receptor. Gene Ontology annotation, biological process: insulin-like growth factor receptor signaling pathway; positive regulation of kinase activity; cellular response to glucose stimulus. Gene Ontology annotation, molecular function: insulin receptor substrate binding; phosphatidylinositol 3-kinase binding; ATP binding. NCBI's taxonomy places the organism in Eukaryota, Metazoa, Chordata, Mammalia, Rodentia, Muridae. Gene Ontology annotation, cellular component: insulin receptor complex; axon; plasma membrane. The record is from RefSeq and is a predicted model, not a curated record.